Molecule: messenger RNA, 4416 nt
Organism: Alosa alosa (allis shad)
Lineage: Eukaryota; Metazoa; Chordata; Actinopteri; Clupeiformes; Clupeidae
Product: serine palmitoyltransferase 2-like
Exons: 12
Coding region: 1424-2878 (484 amino acids)
Biological process (GO): ceramide biosynthetic process; sphingosine biosynthetic process
Cellular component (GO): serine palmitoyltransferase complex
Molecular function (GO): serine C-palmitoyltransferase activity; pyridoxal phosphate binding
Source: RefSeq, a predicted model, not a curated record
UACUUUGGAUACGUGCUGUAUCUCAGUGAGAUUUCAUUCCAAAACAGACAUUUCUGUUUUAUGGUGUUGAAUAGUGCUGUCGAUGCACAAUACUUCGAUAAUGACCCACUGUUUUUAGGUUGUAUUGUGUUGUGUUGGUGACAGGGCUGUUUACAUUGACACCACUGUGGAGAAUACGUUAGCGUAACCUGAGAGUUAAGUUCUUUGAAAUCUUUACGUUUCCUCCCAGGCGCUCCCGGGGCAAAGGGAGCGGCUCUCCUGGGAACAAGUUUCUUUUAGAAAAGGCCCUUUGGCUCAUCUAAUCCUGUGUGUUCCCCGACUGUUGGAGCUCCUCUUAGACCUGCUGACAAUAUUUUACAACAGUGAACACAGGCGUAGUUAUCAGUCAUGAGUGGUUACGUGAUCUUUGUUUUUGGUGAAAAGACAGUGCUUCCUGUAUUUUUUUCCACCCUGUAUUCAAAGUUGCCUCUGUCCCCUAGCCUUAGCCUCAGGAAUGACGGUUAUGGAAGACUGGAAGAGUCUAAGGUUCCUCAACUGUGGGACAUUUUUGCAUCAAGCCUAUAGCAGCCUUUAAGAAGAAACAACACUUGUCUUUGUUUCCCGAUCCCAAUUGUAGCCUGGAGUGAAACGUGCUGUGUAGUGUCGUGUAGGCCCACUGCUGGUUAAUGUUAGCCCGUCCAGGGGGCCACCAGGUUUCUGAGUAACAUGGUCAGUACACCCAGGGGGAUUUGGGUUGGAGGCUAUGUUAAUGUUAAGCUCAAUUGAGUGCACACACCAGUCACCCUCUCAGUCAUCAGAGGCAUUUCAGAGAAGGGCAUGACCACAGUCACAUGCAGUUGCUAAGCAGCCCAGCAGCUCUUAAUGAGGGACUGACAGAGGUACUGACUUUGUGUUUCUUGUGCUUUGGCCUCAUUUGAUUUGGGAGAAUUAGAGGGACAAAAAGGGCCAGUCUGUCCCUCUGUUGAGGGGUUGUUAGACCCUGCAAUGUAGGGGCCAUGCCGAGUUAUCUAAUAGUACAGGCUCCAGGUUAGGGUUAUAGGCAAACCUGUUUUUUGGGACCUGGCUGGCCUUGCUGUAUUGAUGGGCCAGUGCGAUGUCAUUAGAAUGAGCGCAACUUCUCCAAAAAUACAGAACCAGUCCAGCACCAUCAUGAAUCUCUACAUAACGUAGGUUACUCGCUGCUGAUAAUUUCGUAAUAGCUGUAGAAGAAGACAAGCGGACAAUCAAGCUCUUUUGCCGAACUGUAACUCAUCACCUGCUAACACCUCAGUGCUGUGUACACACAUGUCUACUAGAAACAGCCUUUUGAGCACCCUUUAAUGUUUGCACGAGCCAACAUGUCUCCCGAAACGCUGCACUGUACAACAAGCCAUUCGUGGAGUCCUUUGAGGAGACCCCUCUCCUGGUCGCCGUCCUCACGUACAUGGGCUAUGGAAUCCUCACCAUUUUCGGAUACCUCCGUGACUUCCUCAGACAGUGGAAAAUUGAGAAGUGCCACAUUGCCAGGGAACGUGAGGAGCAGAAGGACUUCGUCCCUCUCUAUCAGGACUUUGAGAACUUCUACACCAGAAACUUGUACAUGAGGAUCCGGGACAACUGGAACCGGCCCAUCUGCAGCGUCCCUGGAGCCCGAAUGGACCUGGUGGAGCGGGUCACCCACGACUACAACUGGACCUUUGAACACACAGGCAGGGUGAUUAAGGACGUCAUCAACAUGGGCUCAUAUAACUACCUGGGCUUUGCGGAGAACAUUGGCACGUGUUCUGACGCAGCCACCAAGGCUACCCUGCAGUACGGAGUGGGAGUCAACAGCACCAGGCAUGAAAUGGGAAACCUGGAUAAACAUGUGGAGUUGGAGAACCUGGUUGCCAGAUUUCUGGGCGUUGAGGCUUCCAUGGCUUUUGGGAUGGGCUUUGCCACAAACUCUAUGAACAUUCCUGCUUUGACAGGAAAAGGUUGUCUGAUUUUGAGUGAUGAGUUGAACCAUGCCUCUCUGGUGCUCGGGGCAAGGCUGUCUGGAUCCACUAUUCGCGUCUUCAAACACAACAAUAUGCAGAGUCUGGAGAAGCUCCUGCGAGAUGCCAUAGUACACGGCCAGCCCCGAACACACCGGCCCUGGAAGAAGAUUCUCAUUCUGGUAGAAGGAAUUUACAGCAUGGAGGGCUCCAUUGUGCGUCUGCCUGAGGUGAUUGCACUGAAGAAGAAGUACAAGGCCUAUCUCUACCUGGAUGAGGCCCACAGCAUUGGGGCACUAGGACCCAGGGCCAGAGGCGUGGUGGACUACUUUGGCUUGGACCCACGGGACGUAGACAUCAUGAUGGGGACCUUCACUAAGAGCUUUGGAGCAGCAGGUGGCUACAUUGGUGGCAAAAAGGAGCUGAUUGACUACCUGCGCACACACUCACAUAGCGCAGUCUAUGCCACCUCCAUAUCGCCACCAGUCGCCCAACAGAUCAUCACUUCUAUGAAGUGCAUUAUGGGAGAGGAUGGCACUAAUCUUGGUCGGGACCGUCUCCGACAGCUCGCAGAGAACACUACAUAUUUCCGGCGGCGGCUGCAGGAGUCGGGCUUCAUCAUCUACGGAAAUGAAGACUCCCCAGUGGUGCCCCUGAUGCUCUACAUGCCUGCCAAGAUUGGAGCGUUUGGACGGGAGAUGCUGAAGAGGAACAUCGGCACAGUGGUGGUGGGUUUCCCAGCAACACCCAUCAUCGAGUCACGGGCACGUUUAUGUGUUUCAGCUGCUCACACCAGAGAGAUGCUUGAUACGGCAUUAAACGCCAUCAGCGAAGUCGGGGAUCUGCUCCAGUUGAAAUACUCACGACACAGGAGGCCAUCACCUCUCGAGGAGGCUGCGUUGUUCCUGGAGAGCCAGGAGUGAUGGCAACCACCGCAACAACAACACAACAACGAGGCGAGACACAACCAUCCACCACUAAGCCGUCAGCGCUGACGUCCAUAGUUGUCCUCCCCUCUGUCUUGUCCUGUCUUUGUGUUCACAUGUUGUGUGUGUCACACGCUUGUUACUUUUUCCCUUGUGUUGGCCAGGUUGCCUUGGAUGAGUGUCUCAUCUGUCACAUCAGAGUUUUUGUCUAUUUUUUUUUCGUGUUUUGUUUGUUUGUUGUAUGACUGGAAAGACAUUUAUAUCAUUAUGAUCGCAAGAGAAUUUUAAUAGAAGAUUCUCAGGAUUGUUAGCAACACUAUCAACUUUCUGAGAAAAGAGCUUGUACAUUUCAUGAUAUCUAGUCCUUGGUGUUCAAAUUGUAGUCCCACCAAAUUUCAUGAGUACCACUUAAAUUUUCAAUUCAAAGAGAUUUGUUUGUCAUGAUGGGCAUCAUGACAUUAAUCGAAUAGUCAUGAACCUUGAGCAUGAAUCCCUAAUGUUACAGGCCUCAAAUGCCCUAAACGGCAUAAACUCUUUUGUAUUAUCAUUAUUUUUUACUAUGUAAACAUUGCUUUCAUUCCAUCAAAGCAUCCACCAUCUCGGUCUUAACUUGAAACCUUUGUUUUGGAAUUUCCUCUCUUACUGUAAAUGUUUACUCUUUGGCAUUGACCUUGAACUUGCAAUUGCCUUCUACUACUUGACCUUGUUGCCGUGGCAACCCCAGAGCAGGUGUGUCUGUUUGGGCUUCCUGUCUGACAGCAUAGAGUAAUGACAGGCCAUCCCUCUUAUCAUAGAGCUGAAAGCAUACAGAUUGCAAUGAGGAAAGUGGAAUUCGUCUUAUACUUUUUAUGAGUCUUAAUGCCUUCUUUAAUAGAAAAAAAAAAGAACUUUUGCACUCUUCAAAUGAUGAUAAAGCUGUGUAUGAGAUAUUUGUCAGUUCUGCAGAUUGAUAUCUUAGGCUUCACUGAUUAUUUUUACUUUGACAGUCCUCACUGAAGUAGUUGUUAGGAAGCGUUGAUGUCAAAAUGAUGCGCUUCCAUCUGAACAUAUGACGAUAACGCAUGUAUGAGAUGCUUGUCCGACGUACAGAGAAUCCUUUAAUUUAUUGACUGAGGUUUUGAGUUGUCGUUUGUCAUUCUGUCCCCUCUUUUUCUGACUCACUUGUUCUUAAUUGCCCAGAGGCAGCUCUGAAGGUUUGCGUUAGCGGUGCGCGUACUACUGAUGAGCGUUUGGACAUACGUAGAUGAUGUAGUCACUGAAGCGACUAGUUUCAGUGUCACUGUGGACCUUAAUGCUACUGUGCUGUUAUUAUUUUCUACAGAAUACCAAAGGGCAUUCCAGAAUCUUUUACUUGUUUUGUUGUCUUUGUCUCUUUUUACAUGACAUUUCAAUAUUCAGUUUCCAGAAGUAAACUGGUCAGUAAUUUCUGCCAAUGAGACUGAUAUGGCUAAAGUUACAUGUUUGUUUUGUCUCCAUAACUGUGAUUUUAAUUUGUUCAAUGUGACUUCAUUAAAUACCAUUUGUACCAAAAUGAC